CAGGUCGGACUCGGUUGUUGCUUACAGCUUUCAGGACAGAAACUGCACUGCAGGUGGAGGGAUGAGUCUCUCCCCUGUGAUUGGCACAGAAGUGCCAGAAACAGCUAAUGGGGUUGUGACACCCGUCUCCUCGGAAAACGGCCCUCAUGUUCCAGUCUCAGUGAAAUGUGCAGGGGGCAGAGUGCCCUGUCCUGGGGAGGCUUCAGAGGAUGAGUCCUUCAGACACACAGAGAACCAUGUAGGUGGGGAAAACAGAGUUUAUGAUGGCGAAGGCUGCUUGGACACAGAUAUGGACAAUAAUGAGAGAACAACUAGUUUAUCAUCACACACCCCUCAUGUGACAGACGCCUCCCUCCCUGCAGCCACAUGCACAGCAGACUCUGAAUCAGGCUCCAAAGAAACAGACUUUCCUGAGGCCUCUAACACUGUCGAGCCUCCUGAUGCAACUCUGCUAUGGGACUCAGCACAGCAAGCACACUCCAAAGACCUAUCUCAGCGAGGGGGCCCUGCCACCACAUGCAGGCAGCUGACAGAAGCGGAGACUCUAGAUGGAGGCGAAGACAGCCGAGAAGAGGAGGAAGAUGGAGAGAAGGAGAAACAGGAUGAGGAGGAGGAUGAAAAGAAUGAAAAAAAGUGGAGGCAUCAGCAUGCAGAGGGGAGAAAAGAGGUGGAGUCUUUACGACAUUACUCCUCCUCAGCACCAGGUUCCAGCACCUCCUCUUCCACUCCUCCACCUCCUCUUCUUCCAUCAGAUGACGCCCCCUGCCCUCCCCAUGUCAUGGCCCAGGUUUGGGUCCGCAAUGUGCGAGGGAUGCAGGACAGCAAGAGCCUGGAUGAAAUCAGCCAAGCGUUUGGAGGUAGACGCCUGUCAAACCGAUUUAGUGUUUUCAGUGGUUCAGGGGCCCGGGGAGGGGGCAGAGGAGGCCAGUCAGAGGGUCGACGCGCCACAAUCUCCUCUGCUCUGGAGCUAGAGGGGACGGUCAGCCACGAGGGAGACCUGACUAACUUCAUCACCAAGAACCUGGAGCAGAAGAUCAAGAUGAGUUCUAAGCCCAGUCUGGACUGCAGUGACUCGGACUGUUCAGGUCCCAUUUACGGAGGCCGGGGUUUGUCACGGAGACCAGCGGAUAUCCCACCCAUUGAUCCUGCCGUCCUAUUGGACCUUGAGAGACACACCCAGGAAGUAGCGCAAAGUGUGGAGAUGAUGAUGCGGAGCCUCAAUGGGACCAUCCAGAAUAUGACAGCUCUGAGUGUGGGCUACAUCCAGACCUACAGAGACUCAGUUGACAGCCUGGGAGAGUCUGUGGACAUGAGUAUAAAGGGCAUGUACACACUGAUGGCUCGUUGCGAGGAGUUGGAUCGGUCCAUGCAGCCCAUACACACCCUGGCCGCACAGAUCCGUGACAUCAAGCGAACCCUGGAUGCUCUGGAGGCGAUCUGCAAGUAACCCCAGCUUUGCGGUACGAACACACAUCCCAGCUGCAAAGACCCAACAUCAAGCACAUCCCAUGAGGCUGUCUGCAAGUAACCCCACCCCUCUGCAGGUAGCACACACACACUGCAGUGAAGAUUAAGUGCACCUCUGGAUUCCUGGAAAUAUUGCGACUAGGCAUGCUGGAUGAUUGGCACUCAUAGUCCCUCUGCUUGUUCAUCAUCUGGAGAUGACCGUGUUUGUGUAGUGAGAUCUCCGAUUAAUUGCGCUUGAUUCGCUCUCGGGACUGAGCUUUUUUCUUUCUUUCUUUCUUUUUUUUUUAAAACAAUCUCACUUCCUCUAAUGAAGUUGUCGUGUAACAAAAUCUCACAGAUUAACCUUUUUUGGAGACACUGUGAAGUGCCCUGAACACACAGACGCACACAGAUCUCUGAAAGUGUGAAUUGAUGCACCUCUUCUCCCACUUUGCAGACUAAGCAGGUAAUAUGUGGUAUUUUCCGUCCGGCCCGCUUGGUUCAGAUUGCACUAACCUGUCCUCGCCACAUGUGGGCGAUGUUUCUCUCUCUGUCUCUGUCUUCGCUUAUGGAGAUGUCUGUAUGAACUGCUCAGAAGGCGGUGACUUUUGGACAGGGAACAGAAAGUCAAUUUUUUAAUCUUAUGCAACAAAGAUCAGAUUCUUUUACUGCAGGCUAAACGUGGGGACAGAAGCAUCGUGUGUCAGUCUGUAUGUCUUUUUUUAUGUUUAUUUAUUCCGUUCUCAGCAUGCAUACAUUUUGCCACACUGGGAACUGACCUGUACAACCAGAUUUUUCUGCUGUUUGAUCACUGAAUAGUUUAAGCACAGUGUUUAAGAAUUUAAACAUGUUGCUCAAAUGCUGCUUGAAGGUACUUGUUGAAGGAAAUUGGGGUGUUUCACUUUUUCUACUCUUUCAGACUGCCUAUCAAUUUAAAACGAGCAAACUUUGACUCACAGGUCUACUUUUCUGCUUUUAUUCCUUUAACAUCAGCCAUGUCUUAAUCGGGCUUAAAUCUCACUUGCUUCCUCUGUGUCAAUGCAGUCCAAGAUGUUGUUGAGAACAUCGCUGGAAAAAUAUCUGAAGCCGUUUAAAGUGGUUUAAUUUACAGGCAUAUAAGUAGCAGACAAACUGCUCAGAGUGUCAUUAAAUGGGUUGAGUUGGUUUUGUGUCUAUUCAGCCUAUUCAAAGAAAUUAUAUCUGUAUUAAAAGGACUCAGUUUCAAAACACAUUAUGAAUCCAUUAAACUCUACUAGAAGAGCAAUUGUGGGCAUUUUGCCAGCCGAGGACUUCAAAGAGCUGCUGAUCUUUAACCACACACAAAUAUAUUUGAGGUCCUGGUUAUAAAUGUAAAUAUUCCUCUUGGGAAAUGGUGAAUGCUGUAAUUUGGAACAGAACUCUACUUUUAUCCUGCAUUGACUACAUUUGCUCCUGGGGGUUGGGGGGGUGGGGGGAUUCUGUAAAUUCGAUUCAAAUAAGUUGCUUCUCAGAGAAAUUACACAGUGAACAGUUAAAAUUGCUGUGCAGCAUGUCCUCGUUUUUUCUGUCUUCAUCAUGACAAAAAUUGGACACUUCAUUUAAACUGAGGAGAACUAAAUCUGGGAAACAGCGCUGGAUGCACUCUGCCUUUGGAUGUGAGCUAAGGUGGACUCGUACAACAUUUAACUGAUGAUGAAGUGAGUAUUUAUUAAAUUACUGAAUAAUAAAAUCCCCAGACACUGAAUUACUACAGUGUUACUUGAUACUUUACCAACCUAAAGCCAUUUGCUCUACUGGAGCAUUUUAUUUAAUUUAAUGAGGAGACUGUGGUACUACUGUCAUUGCACUGUUGGUACCCUUGUAGUAGAUCAUAGUACGUGUUCUAGAAUUUUGUGCUAUUACUCGUACAUGUACCUAUUACUGACGGCAGGCAAUAUGUUAGUAGGCUUGAGUAGUGUUGAUGGUGUUGUGAUCUGUUUCUUGAUUCUAACACUUCAGAUUUGUCCCGCACCCUUAUUUUAUGAUUUAUUCAAACAAACUACUGAAGUGGAUUUUGAGAUAUUU
This is a messenger RNA of Scomber scombrus (Atlantic mackerel), 3489 nucleotides long. RefSeq names its product BLOC-1 related complex subunit 6 (gene borcs6). Gene Ontology annotation, cellular component: BORC complex. Gene Ontology annotation, biological process: lysosome localization. The coding region runs from base 62 to 1447 and encodes 461 amino acids. The transcript has 7 exons. Lineage: Eukaryota; Metazoa; Chordata; Actinopteri; Scombriformes; Scombridae. The record is from RefSeq and is a predicted model, not a curated record.